ACCCGGAAGUUAUAAUUAUCGCGGGAAAUCCAUUCAUUGAAGAAGGCGGGUAAACAGAGAAGCCAAACUAACCCAAGUUAAUCUGAAUAAAACUACCUCAAAAUGGUUCGAACUAAAGCAGAUUGCGGUGGUGGAUCAGCCACCAGGAAAGCUGUAGCAGCAAGGGCUCCAAGAAAAGCAUUAGGCAGCAGUACAUCAACAGCAGCAGAUGGCUCUUCUCCUUCAGGUAACAAAUAUGGUGGUGGCAAUCCUGUCUGUCCCCGACCAACACCUCAAUGGCAGAAAGGCAUCACAAAUUUCUUCAUAAAUGGUAAAAAAGACAAAGAAAACUCAGCACCUGCAACCAUUACUAGUGAAGAUAUUGAAGACGAACCAGUUGCUGGUGGGUCAGGUGCAUCUGGAGAUAAAAGUUGAACGAUCAAGUGAAAUCAUUCAAUUCAAUCAAACUCAUUAACUGUGUACAAAUCUGCAUCUGUAUUGUGCUAGUGUUUUUUUGGGAGUCUGCAGCAUCUACAUGUAUAGGUCUUUGAUCUCUUGUAUUCAGGAACUCUUUAGUAAAUGAUACAUUGGUGAUAUCGGGAUGGAGGGUUAAAUGGAACUAUUGGCAACGAAUGUGUGUUCAUUUCUGGAUUUUCUUUUUUGUCAUUAAAUGAUAAAUAAGCUAUUUUUAAAAAUGAAGGGUUUACAUUUUUUUUUUGUUUCAAUGAAUUUAUUGUUUUAUUCAUAAAAUAAUAAUUAACUUGAUGUCAUGUUGUAUAUAAUAUAAAACAAACUGAAUUUUUAUAUCAUUAUCAUAGCAUAUUAUUAUCAUUGUCAAUAAAGGAAUUUGCAAUUU
Messenger RNA from Patella vulgata (common limpet), 835 nucleotides. Its product is annotated as PCNA-associated factor. Gene Ontology annotation, molecular function: chromatin binding. The transcript is spliced from 4 exons. Lineage: Eukaryota; Metazoa; Mollusca; Gastropoda; Patellidae. Gene Ontology annotation, biological process: regulation of cell cycle; translesion synthesis. Gene Ontology annotation, cellular component: nucleus. The record is from RefSeq and is a predicted model, not a curated record. Bases 103 to 414 code for a protein of 103 amino acids.